This is a messenger RNA of Dichomitus squalens LYAD-421 SS1, 321 nucleotides long. RefSeq lists its product as uncharacterized. The record is from RefSeq and is a predicted model, not a curated record. The annotation marks the transcript as partial. NCBI's taxonomy places the organism in Eukaryota, Fungi, Basidiomycota, Agaricomycetes, Polyporales, Polyporaceae. The transcript has a single exon.
UUGGCACCUCUCUUCGCCAGAAUGACAACUCAUAUCGCCUCCCAGCGCUUCAACGCCGCUGAGGCUUUGUCCUUCUACAACGAAUUCCUGUCUCGAUUGCCAGACGACUUGCUUGCGCAUCCUCUGACUCUGUCUGCAGGCUUUGAGCCCUUGUGCAACCCGGAUGUCUACUGGUCUCUUCUCUCACCAGAAGAUCGUGGGCGGUGGCACGCUUUUCGAGUCCCUCCCAGACCCUGGAGCCAUUGGGUGUUAGGCUGGAUAGCGGAGACGGACCUGGGGUGGAAGAUCCUGCGAGCUGUGCGUCGGAUGUUGAAUCUCUAG